AGCGCUGGAGCUAGCGUCAGCAUGAAGGGGCGGAAUGUUUGAGCAGUUUCCUCCAACUUCCAAGCUGGGACUCCUCCGCCUCCUCUUCCGAGAAGCGCGGUGCCCGCGCGCUUCUGUGCAGACAGAGAAAAGCUUUUGACCGGCCAUUCCAAGUUUCGAAGCCCCAGUUGAUCCUACGCGACGGUGCAAAGAGGACAUGCACGAAGGGUGGAGUUGUCCUCGAGGUCGCGCAGAACAUGCUUUAGCUGUGACCUGGAUUCGAGCUGAUUGAUAAGUUAUAGUACUCAGAAGAAGAAUGCUGGAAGCUGCAGCGGUUUGGAAGACUAAAAGCUACUGUAGCAAGGUUGCACUAGACGCUGAUCAAGUCUGGUUUCUCAAUCAACACGUCCUAACAGCUGCAGAUUCAUCUUAUAAAGAGCAAGCAUAGAUUAUAAUUAGGGACAAAUAGCAGGUAAAGAACAAUCAAGCAGGCUCAAGUGCACUUACGAUGGCAUAUUGCGCGCAUGAAGUUAGCGCCAGCUGGCGCCGCGCUGGCGCUCCACCCACCAGACUCAUGACACUUUUCCACCUCUCAGCAUUGUGUGUCACAGCGCUUCUAAGCUCACUCCCUUGCACUAGUUCUACACAUGUAGGCGCGACGUCGCUUUGCACCAGAAUGGGAAAUGCCGAGGUUGUGAGCUUCCUCCAAGCACAGCAGAAGAAAGAUCGAGCAGAUUUUUCAGAGGUACAGCUUCCAUUGAAUAUCAGAAGGAUGCUACAACCAGCUGCGCAAGCUCCGGCAGCAAGUGCUGCGGUCCGUGGGAGUAUGAACGUCUCCGCACUCUACGCAUUCGGAGACUCAACGACGGACACAGGCCUGAACAAGUACCUUAACAGCACCACUACGUCAGCUGAUCGCCCCCCAUAUGGAGAAACCUACUUUCACAUGCCAACUGGGCGGUAUAGCGAUGGGCGCCUUGUUGUCGAUUUUCUGGCCCAGGCGUGGGGUUUCCCGCUUCUGGCCCCUUAUCUCCAGCCCGGGGCAAACUUUUCGCGCGGGGCCAACUUUGCGUCUGCCGGGAGCGGCGCGCUCAACACCACGUCCACCGACGGAGAGCUUUCGCUCGCCGGUCAGGUCGCAGCUUUCCUGGCGUUCAAGAACGGAACCAACGGAACGGGUCCUAUCCCGAACUCCACCAUCAACGAAGCGAUCUUCCUCGUGAGUACGGGAACCAAUGAUUACACGCACUACACUCUCGACCUGGGGGGGGUGUUUAGCGGCAAUCCGGUGGCGCCAGAUGACUACAUCCAGAGCGUCGUCGCAAACCUUGCGGCGGGCGUCCAGGGUUUAUACGCGGCCGGCGCGCGCCGCUUCUUCGUCGCAAACGUUCCCGCGGUCGGCUGCGCGCCACAAGCGCGCCUAGUCACCUUUAACGACUCGUGCCUCGACCCGCUCAACGAUCUGGCCAGGGAUCACAACCGGUUGCUCAAUGCCACGCUGGCAAACCUGACGUCAGCGUGGCCGGACGCGACGAUCCUGGUCGGGGACACCAACGGACUGCUCGCGAGCACCGUGGCGCAGCCGAGCGCGUACAACUUUUCUGUCUCCGCCGUCGCCUGCUGCGGUGCGGGCCCCAACAACGCCACCCUGCAGUGCGGACAGAACCGGACGAUCUUCGACCUGUACACCGUCCGUGCGGACGCGUGCGCCGAUCCGGACACGCACAUCUUUUGGGACGUGGAACACGGUACGGAGGCCUUCUACCGGUUCGUCGCGAAGCAGUUCCUCUUUGGGACUGCAUUCGUGCAGCCGCGCAACCUGACGGCAACCUUCGCCUUUCCCCCGGGCGUGCAGAGUCGCCUCACCUAA
Messenger RNA from Klebsormidium nitens, 1849 nucleotides. The record is from the annotation of a GenBank genome assembly. Lineage: Eukaryota; Viridiplantae; Streptophyta; Klebsormidiophyceae; Klebsormidiales; Klebsormidiaceae.